GGUACAUUCAAGAUAACAACGAUUCACUUCGGUAUUUGGUUAAAAAAUAAAGUUGCAGUGAAACUGAUCAGUUUUUUAGUUGAUUGGCUAUCUUUAAUUCCAAAUCAAAUGAUUAACUGAAGUACAAUAUAGCCCUAUAGGCAACGCGAGGAUGUGAGUAAAUAUUGAUUGGUUUAAAAAUGUUAAACAAACAGAGUUGGAGUCUUGAAUGCGACUUUUAGACGACUACCGUAGGGUUGACGUGAAAAUGGUGACCAUAGUGGAAGUACUGAGUCUGGUACUGGUGUCGCUGCUGUGGGGCUGCACAAACCCCUUCCUGAAAAAAGGCUGUGAGGGGCUAGAAAAUGUGACAGCAAGCAACCGAGUGUCCCAGCUGCUCGCUGAAAUCAAGUUUCUUCUCCUAAACCUGAAGUACUUGGUCCCAUUUCUUUUAAACCAGAGUGGCUCUCUGGUUUACUUUUAUACACUGUCAACCACUGACUUAUCUCUUGCUGUUCCUGUGGCGAACUCUCUCACUUUCCUUUGGACUCUGCUGACUGGCAAGCUACUGGGCGAAGAGGUCGGAGGCAAACAGGCUGUUGUGGGGAUGUUGCUCACUAUGGCCGGCAUCACUCUGUGUGUUAUGAGCUCUGUUGAAGGCAAAGAUACGGACGUAGUGAACACGAGCCAGCCUCAGCUCUAAUGGGGGAUCAAGAUUAAAGCAUAUUCUCCAGUACAGCUAGAAAGACCAAAGCAGCGUCUCUAGCAGGACUGAAGAGGACAUCUUAGAUUUAGGCAGAAACUGUUUGCAGAAAACUGUCUUGGAGGGAGAAUUGCCCCCAGAUUUACUCAUACUGGACUUCAAAAGACCUGCUAAACGAAGAAGAUGCUGAAGAGGAAGUGGGUUCAAGUAGGGUUCACUCCAGAGCUGGACCGGAUUUAUGGUGCUCACAUGGAAAAUGGUCGUUGGCUUUUACUUCUCUGGGAGAGGAAUUUCCUUAAAUGCUGUAGAGACAACAAAGUGUUAGAGGCGGGAUUGAAAAGGACCAUUUAUGUCAAAAUGUCCUCUCUUCCAAAGUUUUCUCUUAGAUUUAGGUCAAGUAAAACAACCUUCAGUUUAAAUUUUAGGGACCAAUAAAACCUUUUUGUUUGGGAAA
Molecule: messenger RNA, 1136 nt
Organism: Fundulus heteroclitus (mummichog)
Lineage: Eukaryota; Metazoa; Chordata; Actinopteri; Cyprinodontiformes; Fundulidae
Gene: tmem234
Product: transmembrane protein 234
Exons: 5
Coding region: 209-682 (157 amino acids)
Source: RefSeq, a predicted model, not a curated record